Messenger RNA from Penicillium samsonianum, 423 nucleotides. RefSeq lists its product as uncharacterized. Lineage: Eukaryota; Fungi; Ascomycota; Eurotiomycetes; Eurotiales; Aspergillaceae. Bases 1 to 423 code for a protein of 140 amino acids. The record is from RefSeq and is a predicted model, not a curated record. The transcript has a single exon.
AUGAGCCCACCAAAAGGCGAAGAUGAAACCGUGACGCGGACGCUGCUUGCUCCGCCUAAACCCGCAAGCAGCUCACAUUCUGCGGCUAUCCCCAAAUCGAAGCGCCGACCAGGUCGCACCUUCAAGAAACCGAUUCGGAGCAGCUCAUCUCAGUCCUCUCGGUCCUCUCGGUCAAGGUCUGGUCCCUACGAUCGUCCCUCUAAUUCGCCCAGACCCAGAAUCUCGCGUCCGCAUACUCCCCGCAGGAUAUCCCUCCUCGAGGCCCUCCCCGUCGAGAUCAUCGAGCAGAUCUUCCUGCACUCUCUCAAUCUAAACUUCCCCCGAGCCUCGCCGUUCCUAUCCCGCGCCCUCUCCGGUGAACACAUCUACCGCGCUCUCAUCCUCCUUGCGUUCUGGAAUGAUGCGCUCGCCAACCCCCCGUAG